UGAAGGCAUUGCAGUCCCUGCACUCCCAAGCGCCAGGGUCAUUACAACAAGGCGAAGCCGCGUUCAUUGCGCUAGGAAAAUCCCGCCCCUGUUUUCACUCUCUCCCUCUCUUCUUAUUACAACUUAAAUAUAAACAAAAAAAGAAAAAAAGAAUUAUGUUGUCAAAUCCGUCGUCCACUCUCAGAAUUUUCUCUGAAAAAAUCUAUAAUCCUAUGAGGUGCAAUCUGCAUUGGAGUAUUUUCUUCGAUUUUCGACUACCAUUCCAGGUGCAACUCUUGCAUGCAUUCUGGGAUUGUAGGGUUAAUGAUGUAGAGGGUUUCAUGUUACUUUUCAUUUUAUAGUCGUGAUGUUUGUUUGCAGAAUCUGGUUGGUGUUGGUUUUUGCCAGAAUUUUCAGCAAUGAAAGUGAAUUGAAGUUGACAAUGCCAAAUUGACUUCAUGAUGAUUGAGUUGGGAAUUUCGCUUGUAUGGGUAGCCAGUGCAUUACUUGGUCUUCUAGCUGUCAUAUACGUGUUUGUUAGGUGGCAGAGAAAGACAUCCCUAAAUUGGGUCAAAGCAGCUGCCAGGGCAAAGAAGGAAGUCUGGAAGGAACUAGAUGUUCCUCGAUCUUGUCACUCGUGGAUGGAAGAUUUGGGUUAUGGUCAUCAGCCUUCUACAUGCUCUGUUUGUCUUACUUCCCUGGUGACCCCUGAAAAUGUUAGCUUAAAAGCUGGAUUUCAUACUUCUGUACAUCUUUGCGCUGUUUGUGGUGUAGCUGCUCAUUUAUACUGUUCAAAGUAUGCAGCAAUGGAUUGCAAAUGCGUUGCCCAAGCUGGCUUCAGCCAUGUGCGACACCAGUGGUCAGAAAAAUGGUUUAACAUGGAUGAAAAUCCUGAGAUGUCUGCCUUCUGUUUUUACUGUGAUGAACCAUGUGGUGUUCCUUUAAUUGAUGGUUCUCCAAUGUGGCAUUGCUUAUGGUGUCAGCGCCUGAUCCAUGUAAAAUGCCACGCAAACAUGUCAAAAGGAUCUGAUGACAUUUGUGAUUUGGGUCCUCUUAGAAGGAUUAUUCUUUCUCCACUCUGUGUUAAAGAAGUUAAUGAUGGACACACCUUAAAUUUUGUUUCAGAGGAAAUUAUGGCCUCUUCUGCUGGUGGGCAGAUGAGAAGAAGGCGCAGCCGGGCCAAAUAUGGAAGUGGUCAUUCAGUUAAUGGUAAGUUGCAGGACUCGUCAGCUACCAAUAGAGCUCUAGAAUAUGUACUGAAUGGGCUGGUUGGUUUGAAGAAAUCAAAAGGUGAAAAGAACAAUGUAUGUUUAAAGAAAAAUGGCAAAAUGAAGAGCACUUCUAACUGGUUGAUGCCUAAGAAAGUUGGAACAACCAUCUGUGCCGAAGUUAAGAAAUAUGUAUUGGUUGAUUUAGCCCAGGAUACCAGGCCUCUUUUGGUAUUUAUUAAUUCUAAGAGUGGAGGUCAACUUGGACCUUCUCUUCAAAAGAGAUUAAACAUGCUGUUGAAUCCUUUGCAGGUAUUUGAGCUGAGUGAUUCUCAGGGCCCUGAGGUUGGUUUGGAGUUUUUUAGUAAUUUGCAGUAUUUUAGAGUUUUGGUCUGUGGUGGAGAUGGUACUGUUGCAUGGGUUCUUGAUGCUAUUGAAAGACAUAAUUUUGGAUCUCCUCCACCAGUUGCUGUUCUUCCCCUUGGCACAGGGAAUGAUUUAUCGAGGGUAUUGCACUGGGGAAGAGGUUUCUCAAUGGUUAAUGGACAAUAUGGCUUAAGAACACUUCUUCAUGACAUUGACUGUGCUGCAGUUACUAUGCUAGAUCGUUGGAAAGUAAAUAUAAAAGAAGAGAACUUAGAAGGCUAUCCAAAUAAAGAACAAUCCAAAUUUAUGAUGAACUAUUUAGGAAUUGGGUGUGAUGCUAAGCUUGCAUAUGAAUUUCAUGUAACUCGCAAGAAUAAACCUGAGAAAUUUAGCAGCCAGUUUGUGAAUAAAUUGCGAUACGCCAAAGAAGGUGCCAGGGAUAUUAUGGAUAGAGCGUGUGCUGAUUUACCAUGGCAAGUUUGGCUUGAAGUUGAUGGCAAGGACAUCUACAUACCAAAGGAUUCUGAGGGUUUAAUUGUGCUGAAUAUUGGUAGCUAUAUGGGUGGAGUAGAUCUAUGGCAAAAUGAUUCUGAGCAUGAUGACAGUUUUAGUUUUCAAUCCAUGCAAGAUAAAACGCUUGAGAUUGUAUGUGUUCAUGGAGCGUGGCAUCUUGGAAAACUUCAAGUUGGACUUUCUCAUGCAAGGAGGCUGGCCCAAGGGAAGGUUGUUAAAAUACAUGCUUCAAGUUCUUUCCCAGUUCAGAUAGACGGAGAACCAUUCAUCCACCAACCGGGCUGCUUAGAGAUAGAACAUGAUGGGCAGGUAUUUGUGUUGAGGAAGGCCUCGGAGGAGCCCAGAGGCCAUCCCGCAGCAAUUAUGACGCAGGUUUUGGUGGAUGCUGAGUGUAAAGGAAUUAUUAAUGCUUCCCAAAAGAAGAUACUUCUGGAGCAGUUGGCCCUCAAUCUCUCUUGAUUCCAAUGUCUGAACCCCAUUUUGGAUCAUCCGUCUCUUUAUAACCCCCCAACACAAUUCUUGUCUCACUUAGACCAUAAAGAAGAUUUUGUUCUCAUAAAAAUUCCUCUUUCUGCAAGUGCUACUUCUGUAGGAGUUCUAAAUCAGUGGGAAAGUUCCACGAGAACAAACUGAGGUAGGAGCAUUUGUAAUAGAUGUUGUGAGAGAUUCGAUGGUUCAUCUAGUUUACUUGAUUUGUUGUGUUCCAUCUUUUUGCUCGUCCAUGAUAUUAUGAAGAGAAUAAAUGUUAGUCCAAUUCUGGUUCAA
This is a messenger RNA of Manihot esculenta (cassava), 2831 nucleotides long. RefSeq names its product diacylglycerol kinase 2. The record is from RefSeq and is a predicted model, not a curated record. Lineage: Eukaryota; Viridiplantae; Streptophyta; Magnoliopsida; Malpighiales; Euphorbiaceae. The coding region runs from base 438 to 2525 and encodes 695 amino acids. Gene Ontology annotation, molecular function: ATP-dependent diacylglycerol kinase activity. The transcript has 9 exons.